GGCGCGCUGCAGGGCUGCCCGGCCGCCGCGGGGCCGCCAUGCCCGCCAAGUCCAAGUACAACCUGGUGGACGACCGGCACGACCUCCGCAUCCCCCUGCACAACGAGGACGCCUUCCAGCACGGCAUCUGCUUCGAGGCCAAGUACAUUGGGAGCCUGGAUGUGCCACGGCCAAACAGCCGGGUGGAGAUCGUGACGGCCAUGCGGCGGAUCAGGUAUGAGUUUAAAGCCAAGAAUAUCAAGAAGAAGAAAGUGAAUCUCAUUGUGUCAGUGGAUGGUGUGAAGGUCAUUCUGAAGAAGAAGAAGAAGCUUCUUUCAUUGCAGAAAAAAGAAUGGGCCUGGGACGAGAACAAAAUGCUCGUCAUGCACGACCCCAUCUACAGAAUAUUCUAUGUGUCUCAUGACUCCCAGGACCUAAAGAUCUUCAGCUACAUUGCCAGGGAUGGGUCUAGCAACAUCUUCAGGUGCAACGUCUUCAAAUCCAAGAAGAAGAGCCAAGCCAUGCGCAUCGUGCGGACGGUGGGGCAGGCGUUCGAGGUCUGCCACAAGCUGAGCCUGCAGCACACCCAGCAAAACGCAGACGGGCAGGAGGAUGGAGACAGUGAGAGGAACGGAGAUGACCUGGAUGUCCCAGCCUGCCGCCUCUCCGGUGUGGAGAGGGCAGCCGCCUCAGCGGAAGAGACGGACAUUGACGCCGUGGAGCUGCCGCUGCCUGGAGCCGACAUCCUGGACUUCAGCCGUGGCGUGACCGACCUCGAUGCUGUGGGCAAGGAGGGCUGCCUCCACCCUGAAGAUAUCCUGACAGCAUCGCCCAAGAUGCUGCUGCCCUCAUCUGCCCAGCUGCCUGACCUGGGAACACCCCUCUCUGCCCACCAUCAGAUGCAGCUUCUCCAGCAGCUCCUGCAGCAGCAGCAGCAGCAGACACAAGUGGCUGUGGCACAGGUGCACCUGCUGAAGGACCAGCUGGCAGCAGAGGCAGCGGCACGGUUGGAGGCCCAGGCUCGAGUGCACCAGCUCCUGCUCCAGAACAAGGACUUGCUGCAGCACAUCUCGCUCCUGGUCAAACAGGUGCAGGAGCUGGAGCUGAAGCUGGCAGGGAACACGACGACAGGCUCCCAGGACAGUCUGCUGGAGAUCACCUUCCGCUCCAACGUCCUCCCUGUCCUCUGCGACCCGAUCACCCCGCAGCCCGAGGACACCCACCCGCCGCCGCUGGGCCCCAGCUCAGCUUUCCCCAGCACCCUGGGCAGUCCCAUAGGUAGGAACGACUGUCUGGUGAAGCUGGAGUGCUACCGCUUUCUGCCGGACUCGGGGCCACCUGCCCCAGAGCCACCGCUGGGCAGCCUGGAGCUCAUCAAGUUCCGCGAGUCGGGCAUCGCCUCCGAGUACGAGUCCAACACGGACGAGAGCGAGGAGCGUGACUCCUGGUCCCAGGAGGAACCGCCGCGCCUGCUCCACGUCCAGCCCAGGCAGGACCUGGGUGACAGCCUGGAGGACGAGAUCGCGGUGUAGGGGGGUCAGCAGGAGGUGGUGCGGAGCAGCCAGGACCUGCCAGAGCUGGGACAGACCCUGGCCAUAGCCCAGUGGCCCUGGCAGGGAUGGGACAGCCCGGAGGGAGCGGGGUGGAGGGGGGAGUGUGAGGCUUCCAGCGCCCAGUCAGGAGAUGUGCAGGGGUUAGGUGGAGUCGUGCUGAGGGAGCGUGCUGGGCGUGCUGUGCUUCAGCGUGCAUGGGCUUGUGUGCUGAGCUGGAGCAUCCCUGCUUCUCAGCUGACAGUGAGCUGACAGCUCCUUGUGCUCCCCCCUGGCUCCCACCCCCCCACAAACUGUGUGUCCAGGUGAGGCAGAAGCAAGGAUCCCUGCUGGAUUAGCCCCUCCUGCUGCCGGGGAAGCAGUAAAGGAGAGGAUUUUUUGGAGGGAACAAGAGAGGAGAUGCAGGGCAGGGAGCAGAGACAAGAGGGACCAAAGGGGGAAUGCUGGGGUGGUGAGCAAGGACAGAGUGGCUGACAGGUGGUCUGGCUCUCUGUAUUGUGGACAGAGUGGAAGACAAGGAUAGGGUCAUGCUACGUUAGGGUUGGUGACAGUGCACUGUUGUAGUGGGUCUGUGAGUGAGAGGUGAGGUAUAGAGGGACAGUGGGGACGAGCCUGGAAAGGAGUUGAUGGGAUGAGGUUGCACAGGCUGACCAGGUGCAGACAGUUCCUGCAGGGUGAUGUGGCACUUCCAGGACAGAGUUUGUCCCUGCCUGAGGCAGGUGGAGGGCAUUCAGGCACAGCCACUCCUUUCCCAGGCUGUGGAGCAGAGAAGGUGGCACAGCUCAGUGUGGAGCAGGGAGCCAGGGAAUGCAGCACUGGGCUGUGGAGUGUCCUCCCCGACAUCAUCUAGUCCUUUGGCUCUUUGGCACACCUGCCAGGUUUCAAAGCCUUUUUGGUGCUCUCAAGCCACUUUUUCAAGCACUUCCUUGCACUCCCAUCACCACAAACUCCUUGCUUUGCUUUAUAGACAAACCCUCCCAUUUCCAAGCAGUUGUCUUCCUCUAGACCAGGGCUGGGGCCUGCAGUGCUGGCAUUUGUAUCUGCAGGGAUGAGCACACUACCACCCCUCGGUGGGGAGUGAACUGCUGGUGUCUGCAGAGGGGCUCCGUCACAUCUGUGGUUUACACCCUCCAGAAAAGUGAGUCCAAGAUCUCAGGAUCCCCCACCAACCCCCAGGAUGCUCUUGGCUGAGAGCCAUCUGUGGGGGCCUCCAAGGGACCCAGAGCUUGUUUCUUUUCUGCAAGCACUUUUAUCACCCGCCUGGUGCUACAGCCUCUAAGAGGCCAUGACUGAAGGGGUAUGAACCAGAGUCCUGAUAUCCGCCCUGCUCCCUGUGGAAGCACUCAAUGAGGUGGGGAUUGGCACAGUUGUCUUUCUCCCCAUCCUCCCUCCUAUCCUGCUUCUGCUUUGCUUUGUUGCUUCCCUGCUGCUCUCGUCUUUGCCAGCUCUGUCUCUGCUCGAUCUGCCUGCAACUAACCCCUGGCUGACACCAGCUCUUGCUCUCCUCCAGGGCUUAGCCUGGCUGCUGAGGAAGGUCCAUCACUUCUUUCUGCCUGGGUCCCCUUGGGACUGAGGGCUGCUGAGGAGUGAGGUGUGGAUGAGACCCCCGGGGUCAGUAUGAGCUGUGCUAUGUACCCUCUGCCACAAGACAGGGCUGGAUGAUGUGAGGAGCUAGAGAGUCCCAGUGGAAAGGAAGGAAGGACAUGUUUUAGUGUCCCCAGCAGUGCCCUAGGGUCCAGGGGAGCCUCUGCACCAACCACAGAGGGGGCAGAGUGGGAGAGGGUGUUGUUUGGUACAUGGGUGCUCCUCUUGCCUGGCCACCACUACCUCCAUGUGCCCUGUCCCACACCGCUGUGGGCACAGCAGUGUGCUAGCCCCUCUGCUGGGAACCUCAGGAUCCCACUGCCAGCAGUUGGAGGUGAAAGCAUGGGGUGGGAGGCUGGUCCAGCUAGGAGGAAGAAGUGGGUAUGGCAGCACACACAGGACAUGGCACAGACGGGGUAGGGGUGCAUGGGUGAACUUGGAGAGGGAUUUCCACGUGGGCAGACAGAUUGUUCAGCAGAGGGGACAGGAGGAACUCAGCUGUACACACAGGGCAGAUGAAGGGAGAGCCUGGGAGGAGCAGCAGUAGGACAGAGGUCUCUUCCAGGCUGGGCUGCCUCAGAAAGCAGGCAGGGAGGAGCCAUCUCCUGAGACACUGCUCCGGUCCAUUCCUGCUCCACACACACAGGCAGUGUCCUUUGAGGAGCUUCAGGACUAGCUGUGGGUUUGGGCUCCUGCCUGGCACUCUGCCCACAGGGGACAGUGGCAGGUGCCCCGCAGGCUGAUGGGGUGAUGCCGCAGUGUCCUGCCAGCACCAUGCCACACCACAGGUGUACAUGUAUAAAUGACCCUCCUCCUAAGUCAGCACUGCCUCCAAGACGCCUCUCUAGCCUCUCACUUUUAUUAUGGACCUUGACAGGGGAUUUAUAGCUAUAUUUUUUGUCCUUUCUUUUCCUACAACUGUCAUAUUACUAACUGUUGACUCAAUCUAUCUGGGAAACCAAUCUGUCAAUGUAAGUGCACUUAACCCUUGGGUGUUGUCAUUAGUCAACUGGCUUUUGCUAAAUAAAUCUUUCUAUUUCUCAAGG
This is a messenger RNA of Chiroxiphia lanceolata (lance-tailed manakin), 4159 nucleotides long. It is a transcript of the gene NOS1AP, whose product is annotated as nitric oxide synthase 1 adaptor protein. The transcript is spliced from 10 exons. The record is from RefSeq and is a predicted model, not a curated record. Lineage: Eukaryota; Metazoa; Chordata; Aves; Passeriformes; Pipridae. Bases 39 to 1511 code for a protein of 490 amino acids. Gene Ontology annotation, molecular function: nitric-oxide synthase binding.